AUGGAUGUGAGGCCAUCUAUAGACGGGGAGAUGUGGAAUCUGAGAAGGCAGAGACUGGAAGCGUUAAACGGGACCAACCCGAGCGAGCGAGAGCAGGAACCUGCACAGUCCGACACCGAUCUGAGCAAGCGAGACCAGGAACCUGCACAAUCCGACACCGACCCGAGCAAGCGAGAGCAGGAUCCUGCACAAUUCGCCACCAACUCCAACAUGAGGCGAUUCGCCACCAUGUGGCGAAUCAUGAGGCGAUUCGCCACCAACCCCAACAUGAGGCGAUUCGCCACCAUGUGGCGAAUCAUGAGGCGAUUCGCCACCAACGCCAACAUGAGGCCAUUCGCCACCAUGUGGCGAAUCAUGAGGCGAUUCGCCACCAUGAGGCGAUUCGCCACCAACUCCAACAUGAGCGAGCAGGAUCCUGCACAAUCCGACACCGACUCCAACCCGAGAGAGCUAGAGCAGGAUCCUGCACAAUCCGACACCGACUCCAACCCGAGAGAGCUAGAGCAGGAUCCUGCACAAUCCGACAAGUUUAUGGAUCCUCUGCUAUACUUCGCAGCAAAGGAUGGAGACGUCGACAGGUUCAUCAAAGCCCUGGAGGAUUAUUGCGCCAAGGAAGGAGUGUCGUUGCGAAUCGUUCUCGGUCUAACCAGCCCCUCCGGGAAUACACUGCUUCACGCUGCGGCAGAGAGUGAUGAUAUUGUCAGAGCAAUCAUCGAUUUUGUCCCUGAGAAUUUGAUCUCCGCAGCGAACUCCAGGGCAGAGACACCUCUGAUCAUCGCGGCUAGAGCGGGGAAAACCAAUGCUGUGGAGCUUCUUCUUCCCCAGGGGAAUCCCAGAUACUCUCGCUGGAAAAAUAACUCCGCUCUGCACGAGGCCGUGAGGAAUCGGCAUUACGAGGUGAUCCGUCUGCUGGUGAGUGAAGAACCCGACAUGCUGUACCGGAAGAACAAACAAAGCAAGUCUCCAUGGUGCCUAGCAGUCGAAACAGGGGACGUGGAGGUUCUCAAGUGCUUAUUGGAAGCGGCAAAUGAGGGCGAAGACGAGAGGAGAUUAGAGGAGGCUCAAAGGGUAGACAAUAAUUUCGGCAUGUCGCCCGUUCAUCUCGCCAUUAUGCACCAGAAAAAGGAUAUGCUAACAGAGAUGUGGGAAAAGAAGCCGUGGCUAUUCAAAUUGAGAGAUGCGGAUCACCGCCUUCCACUCCAUUAUGCCGCGUACACGAAUUAUCUCGACGGAGUGAAAUUCAUGAUCGAGAAGUCCCCGGAGAGCGUCCUGAAGCGAAGGUGUCGAAAUGGCUAUCUUCCUAUCCAUGUCGCUUGCUUAAUGGAUCACGUCAGGAUCGUCGAGGAGCUGGUGCGGCAAUGGCCAGACCCCGCAGAGUUCAUAUCACGGAAAUGCGAGAACAUUCUUCACGUGUCCGCUAGGCACGGAUCCAUUUCAACUGUCAAAUACAUACUGAAAGAUCCCAAGUUCGGUCACCUCGUAAAUGCGAGAGAUUCUGGCAUGGAUACACCUCUGCAUCUGGCUGCAUUGCACUGGCAACCUUCGGUCUUGCUUCUUCUUGCACGAGACAGAAGAGUUGAUCAUAAGCUGGUAAAUAAGAAUAACAUGACGGCUCUCGAUGUAGUCGAGCAGGACAUGAAAGGAAUGGAUGCUCCACUUAGGAAGAGGUUAACACGGAUAAUCUUGGCAUCUGCUGGGACACCGAGAAGUGGAGAAUUAGCUAUCUGCGAUCCAACCGGGCAGAGCGAAGGGGAAGAACUGGAACCGUGGGAAUUGGAUAGACUCAAGGAGAAGGCGGACACUCGCAUGGUUGUGGCAGCGCUCGUGGCCGCUAUGACUUUCGCUUCUGGUUUUUCCGUCCCCGGAGGAUACAAUGGUUCUCACCCGGGAGCUGGAAUCGCCAUAUUGCUCCACAAAGCCAUGUACAAUGUCUUUGUGAUUUCCAACUCCGUCGCCAUGUACAGCUCCAUAAUCGCACUCGUGAUCCUCCUCUGGACACAGAUUAAUGAUCCUCACGCGCUGCGGAAUGCCCUUUUGAAAGCAAGGUUCCUGUUGCUGGUAGCUCUUGCCGCGAUGCCCCUGGCAUUCAUGGCGGGCGUCUACGUGACCGUAACCAAACUCGCUUGGCUCGGGAUUGUUGUCUUGGUCAUGGGAUCUGUCGCGCUCUUCAUCAUCUUGAGUUUCUAUGUUUUGCUGUACAUCCCCCUUGGGUACACCCAUCCUCUUGUUCGUCGCUUCACCGACUUGAUUAUUGUGGUGGGUAUUUCGAUGUCCGGCAGCGUGACGGCAGGGACAGGGAAUGGGAUUGCAAAACGUGAAGCUAUUAGCGGAAUAACCAAGCUAGCUGCCGGUCGCCCCCACCGCUGUCACUAA
Molecule: messenger RNA, 2373 nt
Organism: Rhodamnia argentea
Lineage: Eukaryota; Viridiplantae; Streptophyta; Magnoliopsida; Myrtales; Myrtaceae
Product: protein ACCELERATED CELL DEATH 6-like
Exons: 4
Coding region: 1-2373 (790 amino acids)
Cellular component (GO): plasma membrane
Molecular function (GO): protein phosphatase 1 binding; protein phosphatase regulator activity
Source: RefSeq, a predicted model, not a curated record